UUGACAUUUUCAAUAAUAUACUUCUGUCUGUGUGUGUGUGUGUGUGUGUGUUUUUUUAAUUUUAAUUUUAUAUUUUAUUUUAUUUUUUGUUUUUUUUUCAUCAUUUUCUUCUUCGUCUUCUUCUUUUUCCUUUUUUUUUUUCUCUAUUUACUUUUUUUGUUUCUGUUUCUGUUU
Enterobius vermicularis (human pinworm) is the source of this 174-nucleotide messenger RNA. The record is from the annotation of a GenBank genome assembly. NCBI's taxonomy places the organism in Eukaryota, Metazoa, Nematoda, Chromadorea, Rhabditida, Oxyuridae.